AUGAGAUUCUUUGCUUGUGCGUUAGCAACCCUUCUAGGAAAAAAUGUCCUGACUAGGGGCUUUUGCGAUGAACCUCUUGAUUGCUAUUGCUAUCCAACUCUAGAUUUAUCGUUGUGUUCUCUAAAAGUCUUUCCUUUCAACAACAAAAGUCUUUCUCCGGAAAUAAAAAAAUUGCUUCUUAAGAAUAAUAAACUCACCCACAUUGCCCCCGAUGCUUUUAUUAAACUGACGUUGCUUUCUACCCUAGAUUUAAGUUAUAACAAACUUACAUCAAUAAAUCGUCAACUAUUAUUAGAAAAUAUAAAUCUUGAGAAAUUAUAUCUAAACGGCAAUCUAAUAAACUCACUUGAAGAUGGUACAUUUCAGAAUCUUAACAAACUUAAUUACUUAACACUAGACGGUAACCCGCUUCGAUCGGUGAAGAGCAACUGGUUUGAGGGUCUCUCUGGUCUUCGGAGUUUAUCUUUAAGAAAUAUCAAAAUUACUUCCGUGCCAACUCUUACCUUUCAAGAACUCUCGUCUUUGACUUUUUUAGAUCUUGAGUAUAAUAAAAUAACAGUGAUCGGGGUUAACGCUUUUUACAGCACUCUAGAAAGAAUAUUAAUAAAUUCUGAUCCUUCUUUUCUUUGUUGCUCACGCCUUCUGUAUCAGAGUAGACUUCGGUUUACUUCCCAACACUGCACUUAUCUUGGAGAUCUUCUCUUGUACAAUAACGUUACUAGAAAUUCUUGCACUUCUACGUAA
Zophobas morio is the source of this 744-nucleotide messenger RNA. Its product is annotated as TLR4 interactor with leucine rich repeats-like. Gene Ontology annotation, molecular function: protein binding. NCBI's taxonomy places the organism in Eukaryota, Metazoa, Arthropoda, Insecta, Coleoptera, Tenebrionidae. The transcript has 9 exons. The record is from RefSeq and is a predicted model, not a curated record. The coding region runs from base 1 to 744 and encodes 247 amino acids.